CGGGUUCGGCCGCUGUGGACGGGGAGUCCAGGUCGUGCUGCGCUGAUGCUGACCUCUCCCUGCCCCUCCCUCUGUGUCCCAGCUCCGCUGCGCCCAGUCUUCCCACAGUCCUGCCCGCACGCCUCUCUGCCCCGCGCACCCCCACGAUGGGCAACGUCUUCGCCGCCGGGGCCCCCUCCGCGCCCCCUCCCCCCGCCAGCAGCACCCCCGCCGGGCCGGGCCUGAUGUCGGUGCCCCCAGGCUUCACCAUGCCACCCAUGUCCUCGCUGGGCCCCGCCGCCACCGCCGACCAGCAGGGCGGCGACAGAGAGGGAGCCCUCUCCAACCCGGGCACCUUCGAGGAGUGCCAUCGCAAGUGCAAAGAGAUCUUCCCAGUGCAGAUGGAAGGAGUGAAGCUAAUAGUCAAUAAAGGACUGAGCAAUCACUUCCAGGUGAACCACACAGUAGCUCUGAGCACGAUGGGAGAUUCCAGUUACCGGUUCGGUGCCACUUACGUCGGAACCAAGCAGACCGGACCUGCUGAGGCCUUCCCUGUGAUGGUGGGCGACAUGGACAACAGCGGCAGCCUGAACGCACAGGUCAUCCACCAGCUGACCAGCAGAGUCCGGUCCAAACUGGCCUUCCAGACCCAGCAGUCGAAGUUUGUGAACUGGCAGGCAGACGCGGAGUAUAGGGGUGACGACUUCACUGCCGCGGUCACUCUGGGGAACCCUGACAUCAUCAUGGGCUCAGGUAUUGUAGUUGCCCACUUCCUGCAGAGUGUGACCCCGAGCCUGGCCCUGGGGGGGGAACUGGUGUACCACCGGCGCCCAGGGGAGGAGGGCACAGUCAUGUCCCUGGCGGGCAGGUACACAGGCAGUAAUUUUGUGGCCACGCUGACAGUAGGGGGCGCAGGCGCUCACGCCACAUACUACCACAAAGCCAACGAGCAGUUGCAGGUGGGGGUGGAGUUUGAAGCCAGCACUCGCAUGCAGGACACCAGUAUGUCAUUCGGUUACCAGUUAGAUCUUCCUAAAGCAAACCUGCUGUUUAAAGGCUCAGUGGACAGUAACUGGAUUGUCGGGGCCACCCUGGAGAAGAAGCUGGUGCCCCUGCCCCUCUCUCUGGCCAUGGGCGCCUUCCUCAACCACCAGAAGAACAAGUUCCAGUGUGGAUUCGGGAUCACCAUCGGCUAGACGGACAGAGACCGAGUGGCUGACCUGUGGACACAAAACACAUCGACAUGCCAAGGCCGACAGAGACGCGUGCAGAGAGACAGGGGGCA
This is a messenger RNA of Lepisosteus oculatus (spotted gar), 1264 nucleotides long. NCBI's taxonomy places the organism in Eukaryota, Metazoa, Chordata, Actinopteri, Semionotiformes, Lepisosteidae. The record is from RefSeq and is a predicted model, not a curated record.